Messenger RNA from Peronospora matthiolae, 630 nucleotides. Lineage: Eukaryota; Oomycota; Peronosporomycetes; Peronosporales; Peronosporaceae. The record is from the annotation of a GenBank genome assembly.
AUGCACUGCGUCGACGUAGCGGCCCUGCAUCCAGUCAUAUCGAAGCUGGACGAAGGAGACAAAAAGGAGCGGCUGAUCUGUACAGCGAAUCAAGCUCGUCUUGUAAGCGAUCCCCCGGGCGACGGCAUCUCGGUAGGACUGCUGAAGCGCAUGAAUGGUGUCGGCUUGGCUGCAGAAGGUAUCCUCUCGAUCCCACAAAUACGAGAUCGUGGCCAUCGUGAGACGAACGUCGUCGGCAGAAACCCUGGGAACGAAGCCGGUGACGCCCACAGCUGGAGCAGACCUUUCACGAGAUUCAUUAGCGGCCGGGAUGUCGGAUCUGGACGCAUCUGGGGCCGCCGGAGGAGAGCAUACCACCCGCGAUCCGGCGAUCUAGAUGGCGAGUCUCGGGAUGGAGACGAGGGUCUGGUCGGCUGUCGAUCUGGCGAUCCUGUGGGGAUUGUGGGCGAUCCGGUUGGGCCUAGAUGGCGCGGAGACCCAGGCCGAUCGGGGACCGCUGGGGUGUGUCCUCCGAGAUCGGGCGAUCCGGGUGGCGACAGGUCGCGAUCCGGAGACAGAAACAUGGUGGGUCCUUCUGAAGAGAUCGGCGAGGUGGGUGGAUGCGUCGGAGAGGCCAUGAGACGGACUUGA